Messenger RNA from Lathyrus oleraceus (garden pea), 1741 nucleotides. RefSeq lists its product as uncharacterized. The record is from RefSeq and is a predicted model, not a curated record. The coding region runs from base 364 to 1317 and encodes 317 amino acids. NCBI's taxonomy places the organism in Eukaryota, Viridiplantae, Streptophyta, Magnoliopsida, Fabales, Fabaceae. The transcript has 3 exons.
AUCAUUUUGUAUCGUUAUCUUCUCAAGUAUUGAUAUAACCCUAGCUCCGAACACCGCUUUCUUCUUUUUCUAAUCAUCUCAUUUUCUUCUCUCUCCAAACCCUAAUACCAAUUUUCCAUUUUCACUCCAACUUCGUUGUAUCAAUUUCUCUCCAUUCAUUUCCUUCUAGAUCUCAAACUCUUCCUUUUCUUUUUCUCGAUUAAAUCAAAUAAUACAAAAGCUUCGUUCUUUCUAUAACCGCUUCACCUUUUUGAAUUUCAGCGAUAUAUAAAACCCGAUUCAGUCCCAAUUUUGAUUUCAACCGACAACAACACAAGCGGCGAGGUUUGGAAUUUCCGAGAGUAGUGAAAAUCGCUGUUGACAAUGGUUGGCGGUGGAAGCAGAAGAGAUGAUGGGUCGUUGGUAAUUAACAACACCAACGUGUUUGCGGCGCUUGAUACUUUGAAGAAGAAAAAGAAAUCGGAUAAGGAGAGAAAGAAUAAGGGUUCCAAAUCCACCAAAUUGGAAUCUGAAUCGGAUUCAAAGGUGUUUUGGGCUCCGGCCCCAUUGAAUGCAUCUUCAUGGGCUGAUGUGGAUGAUGAUGAUGAUUAUUAUGCCACCACUGCACCGCCUCAAUCUGUUUGGUCUGUUUCCGACCCCCAAAACAGUGAGGACAAGCCAGAGAUUUUUGAGGAUACUGAGAGUGAGGAAGAUAUUUUAGAUGAUGGGGAUGAGGAGGAGGAAGAGCAAGAUCAUGAACCAGAACCAGAGGACGCUGUGAAACCUGAACCUGAGCUCAAGAAGCAUGCUGAAGUUCCUGUGGCACCAAAGGAAGCUGAACGGCAGCUCUCCAAAAAGGAAAGGAAGAAAAAGGAACUUGAAGAGCUUGAGGCUCUUUUAGCUGAUUUUGGAGUCGCACAGAAAGAAAGUAACGAUGGUCAAGGUCAAGAUGAGUCGCAAGGCGCACCUGAGGAUAAGAAAGAUGUUGAAGGGGAUGUAAAUGGAGAAAAGAAAGAAAUAGCUGUGGAGUCAAAGAAUGCCAAGAAGAAGAAAAAGAAGGAAAAAGCUUCCAAGGAGGUGAAAGAAUCCAACGGUCAGCACAGCAAUUCAGAAACAAACGUUGUGUCUGAUAUGGCCGAAAAUGCGGAGGAGGAUCCAUCUGUUGUUGAUGUGAAAGAGCGUCUUAAGAAACUUACUUCUAUCAAGAAGAAGAAAUCCAAUAAAGAAAUGGAUGGUGCUGCUAGAGCUGCUGCUCAAGAAGCUGCUGCAAGGAAUGCAAGGCUUGCUGCAGCAAAGAAAAAAGAGAAGAACCAUUAUAACCAACAACCUGUGCGGUAAAAGAAUCUUGCUCCUAAACAUCUAUCUAUACAGGAAUUUGUAUUUCUUGUCUAUAUGAUGAUGAUGAUGAUGAUGAUGCCGAAUAAAUAGUCGGGCUUUAGGCUCUGGUUACCCUAGCCGUACUCCAGUAGACUUGAUAUACUGUCUUAUGCUUUUUUGGGCUAGUGUUGUUUAAUUGUUAUAGACCAUUAUAUUUUGAGCACGGGAUUUUAUCUCUAAAAAUUACAAGAACUAUGUUUUGAAAAUCCCAUGGGACUAAGUUGUUGUGCAUUUGUUCUUAUGUCGUGGCUACUGCUGGUGCGAGUAGUUGAAGUUUAGUUUUGAAAGUGUUGUGUUGUGUACUACAGACAGAUUAAAAAAUAUUCUUCAAGAAAAUGUUUAGCUAUGAGAAGAGUCGAGAAAUCAUAGUAUCCUGUUUGGACAA